AUGCCUCAAUAUUUACCACUACUGAAUUCUAAUCAAGAUCGAAAAAUAUUAUCGAAUAUGAAAUGGUCUAUGUUUAUGUGCAUAUUUUUUAGCGCAAUUCUAUGUCUUGCCUAUUUUUUUGUUUUUGAUUUUCCACGUCCGAAGCAAGUUGUUCAAGAGAAAGUUGAGGAAAGCUCUACCCCUCCUCAAACUUCGACAGUGGAGCCGAAAAUCGAGCCGAAAGUUGAGCCAGAACCUAAAAAUUCAAAAAUGGCUUAUCGGGGAGAACUAAGUUCGAUGGAUGGAAUUGGCUUCAAUUUCCAAAAUAUUGAUCUAUCGCCUUUGCCAAAGUUCCAGGAACUCGAGCAAUUGCCAGAGUGCAAUUUAUUAUUUGACAAAUUGAAGCCGAAAACAAAUCCAGAGAAAUUAUUGAAAGGUUUUCAUGAUUGUGUUGAUCCAAUAUUCGAAAAUCAGCUGAAUAAAUUGAAUGCCACUGAUUUCUCGUUUGAAAUUUGUAGUGCCAUCAAAAAAUGCGAUCAUAUUUCGGAAUUUCAAGAUGUUGCUAUUGAUCAAUUCAAAAAUGAUCAUGAAAUAAAGUGGGGAAUUUUGCCGAAUUGUGUGAGUUUUUUUUUGUAGUCUGGGUACUGUAAUUUGAUUUGGGUUUUAGGAUCAUUUGUAGUUUGAUUAGAGAAAGGAACUGUAGCUUUGCAGUUCGGGUACGGUAGUUUCAUCUGAAAUAUGAUUUUGCAGUUUGAUUACUGUACUUUGACAAUUUAUUUUGUAGCUAAGGUACAGUACCAAUUUGGGUACUGUUUUUUUAUCUGAUAAAAAUAUUUUGUAGUCUAAUUACGACAGCUGAUUUUUUUCAAAAAAUGGAGUUCCAUCUAAAAAAUGUUUUGUAGGCGGAUUACUGUAACUCUAGUUGCAUUUUAAUUUGACUACUGUAGAUUUGUUGUUCGGUUACUGUAGUUUAAUUUUCAAAAAUUAGUUUGUAGUACGAUUACUGUAACUCUAGCUAGAUUUUAGUUUGCAGUUCGGAUACUGUAGUUUAAUCUGAAAAAUUAUCUGAUAGCAGUUUAGCAGUACUGUAGCUAGUGUACUGUAGUUUUAAUCAGAAUCUUUAUUUGUAGUUUGCUUACUGUAACUUUGCAUUUUGGAUACUGUAACUCCACCAAUAUUUUUUGUAGCUCGAUUACUGUAUCGCUAGAUCUUAUAGUUUGCAGUUUGGAUACUGUAGUCUAGAAAUUUUUUCAAAAAGAAAUUUUCCGGUUUUCCGAAAGCGGAAAAAACUUAUUGGAAAAAUCGAAAAAAUGUUUGGGAAAACGUUUUUCCGCACAUCGCGAUCAAACAGAUAAAAUCUUUUGUUUUUUGGGAUUUUCUAAGCUUCAGGAUUUUUCAACAGGGAACAAUUUUAAUAUUCAGAAGGAGGAAAAUGUGAUGGUAACAUUGGGAAUCGGGCACGAUGUAAAAGCCGAAGUUCUACUUCAUCGAACUCUUCCCAACACCAAAUUCUACGGAGCCGAUCCAAUCAUCGAGCCAAAUCUUCAACUCUACUCAACUUUUGGUAAAUUUUUCCCAUUUGCUCUGGGAGAUCAAGCGGGAAUGAAUCGAUUCCGUGUUUUACCAAAUCAGAAUCAGAAAACAAGAAAAUACACAUAUCAAGAUGUGACUACAGUGGAGCUAACGUAUUUUUUGAAAAAUAUUGCGAAUUUAACGCAUAUCGAUUUUCUAUGGAUUGAUAUUGAGGGAGGUGAAUUGACGUUUUUGGACUUUUUGAAUAAGGGAAAACAAUUAGAUCAGGCUGGAAUCACGAUUUGUCAAUUCAAUGUUGAGGUAUGUGCUUAGCAGGUUUUUUUAAAAAAAUAAUUUAAUUAAAAAUUUUUCAGCUUCACCCUGAUUACUUUGACAAAGGUUACGAGACUGUGUACAAUUUUAUGAAUCAAGUUCUCGGCGAAAAUCGAUAUGUUUUCCUGAAACCUAUGGAGACUGGAAAAGGGGUUUAUCGAUUGUUUUUCAUUAAUGUUGAGCAUCGAAAAUGUGUUAGGAAAUUUUUGCAAUAAAAACCUUAAUUUUUGAAUGUUUGGCUCAGAAUUUUUGCCGAAAAUUUCUAGAAACCUAGAAAUUCCAGAAGGCUGUAUUUUUUUCCAGAAUUUUUCAGCAUUUUCAGUGACCUUUAAAAUUCGUCAUUCCAAAUCAAAUAAACCUAUUCGCCCACAAAAAAAAUCAUGUUUUGUAGCUAACAUUUCGAAAACUGUAGUGAAUGUGCAAAUUGUUGUUUUUGUGGUCAAACAAACUAACUCACCUUAAUUUUUUUCGCUGUUUUUGUUGUAAAAUCCAGUCCGCCCCCUACUCACAUUGUAAAUUGGAGUGACUUGUGAUUGUUACAAUGUGAAUACAGAGUUGAAUUUUGUAUUUCCACACUCUUUACAAUUUUGGGUUAAAACUUCCUCUUCUUUUUCUCUCAUUAAUUGUUUUUUUUCGCUGUUUUUGUUGCAAAAUUGCGGCGAAAAAAAAAUAAAAUUCAAAAAACCUUUGUUUUCGCUACUCAGAAAAAAAAUUACGCAUGUGUGACGACAACAACUAGUGUGUAACAAGCCCCACCACUGAAUACAGCAGUUUCACAAGUGGUACAGAAACAAUACCAGUCGCACCAGUGUGUCCCAACUUGUCACACACUUGUGAAAAAUAAAUUUGAAUUCGCGGGCAGCACACAAACUGCGCACGCUUGUACGAGUCCCCACAACAGUUUUACUAGUCUGCACACACUUGUCACACACUGGUAAAUCACUUCAGGCAGCGCGUUUCAUCGAGCGAAAAUAUUUUCAUUUUCUUUUCAAUUUUCGGUCUAAACCUGAGUUUUUUUGCUGUUUUUGGGGGUUUCUCAUACUUUUCUUUUCUCAUAUGUGUACAAUUAUAACUUCUAUCAGUUUCUAUUUUAACACUGUUCAAAAUUUCAGCCGAUUCAGUCCCGUUUUGGAUCGAAAUAGAGUUUUUGGAAUGGAUUCAAUCAGUUUCGGUUGACAUGUGCAGUUCUCUGAUUGUCAGGUUGGUUUUUAUUGAAAAACUAAACUUAAAUAGCAAUUCCCUAUUUUUUUCAGAACCGGUCAGCUUUCAAAAUUGCUUAUUUUCGGGAAAUCGAACAAAAAAUGGGAAUCGCCGUCAUUGGAAUUCAACAAACAAUACAAAGGUUAGUCAAGUAAAUUUUAAUGGUCGUGAAGUUGCUAUAUGAUUUGAAAAUAAGUUUUGAGAUCCAAAAAAUCAUCCAAAUCACAAAAACUCUAAUCAUUUGACAAGUAUCAUCAAAAAUAACUUCAGAGAGGAAACAAAAGUAAUUUGGGGAUUUAUAAUUUAAAAUCUAUGAGAAAAUAAUACAAACCAAGCAUUUCACCAAAAUAAGUUUUUCAAAAUAUUCGAAAUGUAAACUGUUCCUUUUUCAGAGUCGAUCUAA
This is a messenger RNA of Caenorhabditis angaria, 3427 nucleotides long. The record is from the annotation of a GenBank genome assembly. NCBI's taxonomy places the organism in Eukaryota, Metazoa, Nematoda, Chromadorea, Rhabditida, Rhabditidae.